GAAUCACAAUCAUGCAGGUUCCGUUAUUCACCAUAACUGAACGACCUGCAGGUUAUUUAUAAAAGUCACGUGACUGCAGCUGUCACACUAAAAUUAACCUUCAGCUGAUUGGCUGCACACACACACACACACACACACACACACACACACACACACAGCAGCCGUCAGACGAAGCAACAACUCAAACCGAAGUGAAGCAGCGACCAGGUGUGACCUGUGAACAUGGAAACACGUCUCUGCGUGUAGCAUGUGCAUUUCAACAUACUGGACUCAUGUCGGUCUCUCAGAUCACCCCCACCCUCUUCCUGAGCGGCGCCGACGCCCCCCACAACGCCGCCCUGGUGUCUCAGAAGGGCAUCACCCUGAUCGUCAAUGCCACGCUCAGCCACACCAGCCCCGCCUACCCGGGCGUGGAGUAUGUGCGGGUUCCGGUCUCCGACCUGCCCAGCGCCCGCCUGGGAGACCACUUCGACCGAGUGGCUGAGCGUAUCCAUGGAAACCGUGCAGGGGGCACACUGGUGCACUGCGCCGCCGGUAUGAGUCGCUCGCCGGCGCUGGUGAUGGCGUACCUGAUGCGCUACAGAGGUGUGACGCUCCGCCAGGCACACCGCUGGGUCCAGGACAGCCGGCCCUACGUCAGGCUGAACGCCGGCUUCUGGGAGCAGCUGCUGCAGUACGAGAGGCGGCUGUACGGGAAGAACACCGUCAGGGUGGCAGCAGAGGAGACGCCGCUGACCCCGAGGUUGGUGAGGUCUGUGCAGCAGCCACCGCCGCCGCCUCGGGCGAACUGGAUGGCGCUGGUACCCAGGUCACCUCUGAUGACCCGGACAUCAGUGACAUCACAAUCACAGGUGAUGACGCCGGCAAGCAGACGAAGACGAGGAACCAAAUCCAGCAGCAUCAGAGCGUGAGCGGCCGCCGUACACGUUACCCAUGAUGCAGCUCGACCAAAGACAAACACCAGCCUGACCUGCAGUGAUGUCACUUCUCACCUUGCUGUAGUGAUGUCACAGUGACAUCACACGGGGUGUGUUCAACAGUGAAGUAGUUUUCUAUGAUUCUCUGAACUUUGACAACUGCGGACCAAUCACAAACCGUCCUGACAGAGCUGAGCUUUGAUUGGACAGAGAGUCCAAAAUGGAGGAAGCUGUCAAAGGUUUACAGUUUAAAACUGUUUUAUUUUGAAAGUCUCCACGUUCUGGGUCCACUGUUUCCUGCUUGUGUCCUGAAAACAGAACCAGGAAUUUUGAAAAGUGUUUGAAUUCUGUGACGAUCAAACGAGCUGAUGGAGGUUUAAUAAAGCUUCGUCAGGACUCUG
Molecule: messenger RNA, 1318 nt
Organism: Larimichthys crocea (large yellow croaker)
Lineage: Eukaryota; Metazoa; Chordata; Actinopteri; Sciaenidae
Product: dual specificity protein phosphatase 18
Exons: 3
Coding region: 273-911 (212 amino acids)
Biological process (GO): protein dephosphorylation
Cellular component (GO): cytoplasm
Molecular function (GO): MAP kinase tyrosine/serine/threonine phosphatase activity
Source: RefSeq, a predicted model, not a curated record